UGUUAUUACUAAAAUGAAAUAAAAAUUAUGACCAGUACAUCCAGUUGACGAUUCCAUAGUUGUAUCAUAUCCUAGAUCAAUUAAGCAGCCUCCCCAGAUUUUGGAUAUGUGUUUCUAUAAAUACCCAAACUUCAAUUUUCUUUCGUGAAUUUAGUCAAAAUAUAAUCCUAUUUUAAUUCACCGCCAAGAUCCAUCAAUGGCAAGAACCUUGUUCAUACUUCUCCUAGCGGUUGUGUUGGUCCAAGGGAGGUUUUUGUCGGAUGAUGAUGGUGAGGUGGUUUCUGAUGGAGUCCACGACCAUUACCAUGCUCAUGCUCAUGCGGCUAACCAAUCUGUAGACCAGUCGUCGUUUCUUGCUCUCGGCGGGCCACGCCUAUCGUCCUCGUCUUCCUCGACAUGCGACCACGCUUAUGGGUUCUUCCCCUGCGCGGAGAACAUCCCCGGCUACCUUUUCCAGAUAGUGAUUUUCCAGUACUUGAUGAGCGUGGCAGAGCAGCUGGUGAGCAGUUCAAGCAAGAAGAUCUUUGAUACUCUGGGCACUGGGAUUUUCGGCGCCACUGUCUUCCGAAUCCUCAUGGUUUUUCCCAGAAUCAUCAUGACAAUCUCGUCGGGGAUAUUCAACAGCCAAGAGGGUGCACAGAACCAGGUGUUCUUUGGUAUCAGGGUUAACGCCGGAGCCACCAUCUUUAACCUCACAGUACUUUGGGGUCUCUGUGUAAUAGUCGGCCGGAGAGACAGAGCCACUCAAGAAAAGGAUUCCCAGUCUCAGCCCUCAACCCAAUCUUUCGCUUCCAAUUGGUUGAAGACUUUGAACGAAUGCGGUAUUUCAACGGAUGCCUCAACUUCUUUCACGGCCGGGCUUAUGCUGUUGUCGUUGGUGCCUUUUGUGUUGGUGGAACUAGUCAAUGUUGUCUCCUCCGCGUCUGGGCAGCGAAUUGUGGUUUUGGUUGCUCUCAUUAUCACCGUUGCAUUUCUUCUCGCCUAUUUCGGUUAUCAGAUUAUAGAUCCAACGAUCCAAAAAAGAAGCUUGCACUAUUCAAGGUUUGAGAAUCUUCUCACACAAAAUGGGAAGCCCAAUGUUUCACGCAUUCGACUUUUCUUCCAUUUGUAUGAUUCCGACAACAACCAGCAGAUGUCGUCACGAGAACUGGAGAAGUUUCUUCGAUUAAUAGUGACGGAUGAAGUGCAACGUAUGGUGGCAGUGAAGACGAUGAUGAAGGAUCUGGAUAGAGAUGGAAACAGCAGAAUCACCGAACAAGAGUUUCUUAAUGGAAUAGAAAACCUGCUUGCCAAUAAUUCCUCAGCCGACAACGCGGCCGCCGCCACACCAACUUCUACACCUGAAAAUGAUGACCAGGAGAAAAGCGGAGAAGAGACAAACGGCGCAGCGGGAGAGGUAGAGCAGGCGGGCGGAGAGAAAAUGGGGACAUGGGAUUUCAUAGUAACAGUGUUGCAAGUGAUAUUGGGAGUUGCGAUAUUGACGUUUUGUGCACAGCCCUUAAUGACUAAUGUGAUACAAUUCUCUGGCGCUGUGGGAGUGCCUACCUUCAUCAUCUCCUUCGUCGUGCUCCCUAUAGUCAUCAAUGGCAGGAUGGCCAUAGCAGCCAUUUUUCCAGCAAGUCAAAAGAGCUCCAAAGCUGCUUCUUUGACAUUUUCUGAGAUAUAUAAUGGAGUGACAAUGAGCAACCUAACAGGGCUGCUAUCAUUGCUAGCAGUGGUGUAUGCAAGGGAGUUAACAUGGGACUAUUCUGCAGAAGUGUUGGUGGUUUUUGUCAUAUCUCUCACAAUAGGCUUUCUUGCUUACUUCAAAACCACAUAUCAACUAUGGACCAGCAUCUUUGCCUUCUUCCUUUAUCCCUUCUCCUUGGCUCUCUUUUACGUUCUCCAGCUACUGGGAUGGAACUAACACCCCCACCCCACUCUAGUUAGCUAGCUAGCUUUUUGUUUUUAUGUGCAUGUAUAAUGUAUUGUUAGUCUAAUUAUAUAUGAAGUUAAUUGUAAGCUGAUCAUUUCAUUAUUAUAUUAUAUGCAGUACGUACUGUAAAAUCAUUUUCCGAUGAGAUAUAUAUAAUAUUUGUGUUGAAUUAUUGUGUCUUUUUCUUAAUCUUAGCUUUACAAUAGAUACAUGUAUAAUCCAAUAAUUAUUGUAUGGACCAACCUGAUCGUAUUAUAUUAU
This is a messenger RNA of Ipomoea nil (Japanese morning glory), 2176 nucleotides long. RefSeq lists its product as uncharacterized. Gene Ontology annotation, biological process: calcium ion transmembrane transport; intracellular calcium ion homeostasis. The record is from RefSeq and is a predicted model, not a curated record. Gene Ontology annotation, molecular function: calcium ion binding; calcium:proton antiporter activity. The transcript has 7 exons. Gene Ontology annotation, cellular component: membrane. Bases 197 to 1906 code for a protein of 569 amino acids. NCBI's taxonomy places the organism in Eukaryota, Viridiplantae, Streptophyta, Magnoliopsida, Solanales, Convolvulaceae.